CGCCGCGCCGCCGUGUUGAUCAAUUUCAUUUAGUAUCAGUUCGAUCGCGACUGCUUUCAGUGUCGUUUGUUACGUGUUUGUGUGUUGGUGAAGAACAAAAAUAAUCAUGCCUGGCUUGAUCUUCGACAAGUGCUGCGGCUGCAUCGAGCUGAAGACAGGAUGCCUCAUCAUCGGCUAUCUGGAGCUGGUGGGCGAGAUAAUCCUCAGUCUCCUAAUCCUUGUAUACUUACUGGCCGGAGGCGUGGCGAUGAACUCCGACAAGGAGGACAUUAAGGAAGUGGGAAUCGGACUUAUCGUGAUUUCGGUCAUCUUGCUGCUGGCUCUGGCGCUGCUGCUUGCCUUCACCAUCACACUGCUCGUCGGUCUGCAUAAGAAUAAGCGUGGCCACGUGAAGGCGUACCUGAUCUACUCCGCCAUCUUCUUCGUCAUCGCGGUGGUCAUGUUCUUCUCCGGCCUCAGCCAAGGCCCUCCCGUCUCCAACAUCAUCUCCAACAUCAUUGGCUUGGUGCUCCAUCUGUACUUCCUCAUGGUGAUCCGGAGCCACUACCACAAGAUGGACGACGCCACCAAGGGCGCGAUCUACAACACGGCCUAAAUCCAAAGUACCUCAAGCUUGAUCUUUGAUGUUUCUAGGGCAGUCGUUCUAUAGAAAACGUCAAUCGAAACAUUCGUAUGUGUCCAAUGGUCACAUCCUGAUUUAAACCUCGGUCACAGAAUAAAUAAUAGUAUUAGGUACAGAAGAUUCACUCCAACAAAAGGCGUCUGUUACGACAGACACAUCCUGAUUUAAACCUCGGUCACAGAAUAAAUAAUAGUACUAGGUACAGAAGAUUCACUCCAACAAAAGGCGUCUGUUACGACAGACGCAUGCGCGAACAGGCAUCCGUUCCGUAGCGGUUCGCGGCAAUUACUAUGGCUAGACCUCAGAACUGGGGGCGGCCGCGUGUACUUGUAGCGGCGCGACGAAAUCGCGGAGUGAAUCACGCCUGCCUCGGCCGUAUAGAGCAGAAAAAAACGUUCAAAAAUAAAAGGCGGAAAAAAAGAUGAAAAUUCGAUCAGGACCCUUAUCAUACACAGACGAGACUAGCCCCAAUUGUCUUAACGAUCUGUCAUUUCAGCAAGAUUGGUACAAGCGGACGAUUGGGUAGCAAGUCGGCCUAACUGUCUAUAGCAUCUGUGGGAUAUAAAAACGGAGUUUUGAACGCCAAGAGCACCUAAAAGCGUAGUUACUAGUCGUGCCCACAGUGCCAUUGAGUGCUAGCGGUACGCCAAGAAACGCUGCAAAUUGUGUUAAAAGCAUGAAAAUCGGUACGAUUGAUCUUUAGGCCAUUUGAAUCAAUUUGACCCUUAGAACCAAAAAGAAAUAAAAAAUGGAGAGGAGUUAUGUCAUCUUUUUUUUGUAUAGGAAAAAAAAUUGUUCAGAAACCUAAAAAAAUUCUUGAUUCAAAUUGAUUCAAAUGGCAUCUUUAAGCCAUACGAUUUAUACGAUUGAUCUUUAUCAAUCGUACCGAUUUUUACACUUUUAACAUCAUUUGCAGCAUUUUACUGAAUUUCGGGGUGUACCGCUAUUAAGACUAUAUGAACACAGUGUUAUGGCACAGGGCGGACACGCUAUACAUCAAAAAUUAUUUGCGUUUCUAUGUGUGAACGGCACGUCUGUAUACGCGUCAUGCGUCAUAGUGUAAGUAAGUUGCUUAAAAACAGUACUGAGCGGUCGGCAAAAGGUCGUCAAUCUGCUGUUGCGGGGCGAGGUAAUUCGAGUCGGGGCGGGGCGGUGCGUGGCCGUUCUGUAUGAUAAUACUAUUACUUAUUCUGUGGUUAUGGCGUACACUGUUGUUAAAGUAACCUUCACACUUUCAAGAAAGGUUUACAUUAGCUCGCCUUCGCCCGUGAUCUUGGCGUGUAAGUAACGUAAGGCGUUCAAAUUUUGGCGUUUGGCUUUUCGUUCGCACCUUCCUGUCAUUCCGAUGCAUUUUUUUUCGAUUGGCGUUUGUUGACAAACGACCCUUGAUGUUUAUCCCACGUGGCAAAAUAAAUGUUGCUUAUGCCCAUAUAAUUAAGGUAGAUUUAGGAUUAGUUAGUUUUAUUUUCCUAUUUUUUUACAGAAUUCAUUUUGAGUUCGUUUUUGCAUUUUUUAAGGAUAAGUUUUUCUUUUUUUAUUUGUAUCUCAAAACUGAUUAAAAAAUCUAUGCUUUUCAUUCGAAUAUCGUGGUUUUUCUAUUUUUUUUAUUAAAUAUUGGUAUUCUCAUAUUUCAUUAGUCUUUUGAACGCCAAAGACGUCAAUUGACGUACGCGAUGACAGCCCAAUAUCAACCUUCGUGCUUUCCAACAAGGUUCGAUUUGGUACACGACGAAAGGGUUGAAAAUUGACGCAAUUUCUCUUGAAUUAGUUUACUUACGGUGUUAGUGUUGUGUCCGCCUAAGCUUACUAAAUAAACAAUAUUUUGUGACUAAAUUUUUCGAAUUUAAAUUAUAAAUUUUAUUUCAAGAAAUAUGAAUAACGGUAUGUGGUUAUAAGUGCCUGGAAAGAUCUCGAACGGUGCCGAAUAUAUGCAAGGUUUAUGCCUUAGUAAGGUAGGAUCAUAGGUAGAUUGACAAAAUGCGAGUAUUGAGCAUACUGCUGUCGUCGGAAAAUUUCAAAAAUUGCGAAAAUUCCACAUGGAAACAUUAAUUAUGGUAAAUCCUAAAAUUUUUUAAUGGGAAUCGAUAUUUUUCAUUUCCAUAAUGAAAGUUUCCUUUCUUCCCUGUGAAAUUUUUCUAAAAUUUCGCAAAAUUUUUAAAUUUUUUUAAACUUGAUCAUUAUGUUCGUAUCACACAAGAUGUCCUCUUUUAAAACAAAUAAACGGCCUUUAUUCAAAACUGUGUACGUGUAAGGUUAGAAAAUACAAGUGUUUAGAUCUUAGAUGAAUAUAAAUUUAUAAAUGUUUACAAUCUUUUGGAGUAUGUAGAUACAUAGCUUAUAAGUGUCAGAUUCGCCUAAAUGUAUUAAAUGUUAUUGUGUAAUACUAAUAUAACUAUACUUCAGACUGUCCAAAACAUAUACAUUUUCGAUUUAUAUAUAACCUAUUUGAAAAGUUUUACAAACACUAUAAUAUUGUAUUUGAACAUAUUGAAAUUUAAUGUGUGGUUAAAUAUUUACAGCUUUAUUCAAAAUUUGAAUAAAGCUUUGAGUUUCAAAUAUAAUACAUAUAUAUUAAAUUAAUUAAAUUGUUACUACAAUGUAAUUUUGGAGAACAUAGUCAAUUCUAUUUUUAUGUAAUAUGACAUGACUAAAACAAGUACAUACGAAAUGCAUAACAUAUAUUAUUUAUAUUUUUUCUAUAUAUUUAUAGUUUUUGAGGCCGGCCUUUAUAAUACUUGAAACAUUUCUAGAUUCAAUAAUUGUUACUGUGCCAUUUUGAAUUUCUCGUGUAUAUCUACUUAUUACCCACUCUCUACCUUAUAAUACAAAUAGCUGUACCUAAUGUAAGAUAAAACUUCUCUUUUUUCGAAUAAAUGUUUGAAUGAUGAAAA
Molecule: messenger RNA, 3513 nt
Organism: Cydia strobilella
Lineage: Eukaryota; Metazoa; Arthropoda; Insecta; Lepidoptera; Tortricidae
Exons: 5
Coding region: 107-595 (162 amino acids)
Source: RefSeq, a predicted model, not a curated record